Messenger RNA from Indicator indicator, 1615 nucleotides. It is a transcript of the gene FUBP3, whose product is annotated as far upstream element binding protein 3. The transcript has 17 exons. Bases 1 to 1569 code for a protein of 522 amino acids. Gene Ontology annotation, molecular function: mRNA binding. The record is from RefSeq and is a predicted model, not a curated record. Gene Ontology annotation, biological process: regulation of gene expression. NCBI's taxonomy places the organism in Eukaryota, Metazoa, Chordata, Aves, Piciformes, Indicatoridae. Gene Ontology annotation, cellular component: cytoplasm; nucleus.
AUGGCGGAGCUGGCGCAGGGGCAAAGCGCAGCGCCCGUGGGGAUCAAGUCCGAGGGGUUUGUCGACACUCUGCACCGGGUCCGGCAGAUUGCUGCUAAAAUUGGAGAUAUUCCUCACUUGAAUAAUUCUACCACACUUGUGGACCCAUCAGUCUACGGUUAUGGAGUGCAGAAACGGCCCCUGGAUGAUGGAGUAGGUAACCAGUUAGGGGCCCUGGUACAUCAAAGGGCUGUCGUAACAGAAGAGUUCAAAGUGCCUGAUAAAAUGGUUGGAUUUAUCAUCGGCAGGGGAGGAGAACAGAUCUCAAGGAUUCAGGCAGAGUCUGGAUGCAAAAUUCAAAUUGCUCCAGACAGUGGUGGGAUGCCCGAGAGGCCAUGCGUGCUCACCGGGACGCCAGAGAGCAUUGACCAAGCCAAGCGGCUGCUGGGGCAGAUUGUAGAUCGCUGCCGGAACGGACCUGGCUUCCACAACGACGUCGAUGGCAACAGCACCGUGCAGGAGCUCUUGAUCCCGGCGUCCAAAGUGGGGCUGGUCAUCGGCAAAGGAGGUGAAACAAUUAAACAGCUGCAGGAGCGAACAGGAGUGAAAAUGAUCAUGAUCCAGGAUGGUCCUUUGCCUACUGGAGCAGACAAACCUCUCCGGAUCACUGGAGAUGCCUUUAAAGUGCAGCAAGCAAGGGAAAUGGUUCUGGAGAUCAUCCGAGAGAAAGAGCAGGCAGACUUCCGAGGCGUACGCAGUGAUUUCAGUGCUAGGAUGGGAGGAGGCAGCAUAGAGGUCUCUGUGCCCAGGUUUGCUGUUGGAAUUGUGAUAGGAAGAAAUGGAGAAAUGAUCAAAAAGAUUCAGAAUGAUGCUGGAGUUAGGAUUCAAUUUAAACCAGAUGAUGGGAUCAGCUCGGAGCGAGUGGCGCAGGUGAUGGGGCUCCCGGAUCGGUGUCAGCACGCAGCACACAUCAUCAGUGAGCUCAUCCUCACAGCACAGGAGCGAGAUGGCUUCGGGAGCUUGGCUGUGGCCAGAGGCAGAGGUCGUGGCCGUGGGGACUGGAGUGUUGGAGCCCCUGGGGGCAUGCAGGAGAUCACCUACACAGUGCCAGCUGACAAGUGUGGCCUUGUCAUAGGCAAAGGGGGUGAGAACAUCAAGAGCAUAAAUCAGCAGUCAGGAGCCCAUGUGGAGCUGCAGAGGAACCCUCCUCCCAACACAGACCCUGGAGUAAGAAUAUUUACAAUCAGAGGCAUUCCCCAGCAGAUUGAGCUUGCCAGGCACCUCAUAGAUGAGAAAGUUGGGGGUACCAGCAUGGGUGGACCUGGAGGAUUUGGCCAAAGUCCCUUCAGCCAAGCACCUGCCACACCUCAUCAAAAUGGUCCCCAGGCCUUCAUGCCCCAGGGCUGGGGCAGUACCUACCAGACGUGGCAGCAGCCUGGACAGCAAGUCCCAAGUCAUGCUGCCAGUGCUGCUUCCCAGGCCAGUUCCCAGCCCGACUACACCAUGGCGUGGGCAGAGUAUUACAGACAGCAGGCUGCCUACUACGGGCAGACCCUGGGGCAGGCUCAGGCCCACAGCCAGGAGCAGUAGAACAAGAUCCUCGUGGCAAUUUCUUUGAUUGUUUCGUUUUUAUUUU